Molecule: messenger RNA, 1356 nt
Organism: Culex pipiens pallens (northern house mosquito)
Lineage: Eukaryota; Metazoa; Arthropoda; Insecta; Diptera; Culicidae
Product: ficolin-2-like
Exons: 4
Coding region: 106-1326 (406 amino acids)
Source: RefSeq, a predicted model, not a curated record
CCUGUUUGACGAGACAGUUCAGUGCAAUCCAUCUUGAUUUUGGCAUGCGCUUGCAAGUGUAUAAAAAGACGAUUUUUCUCUGAAAAUGGUUUCUUCUUUCGCACCAUGAGGGCUGUAGUGUUACUGGAAGGUUUUAUACUAAUUGCUUUCGCAGCAAGUUUAGCUCAAGAACCUGAUAAUAGCAAUCCAGAUUUGUUAAGCUCCUCAAAUAUACCUCAAACGUGUUCUCUAACCACAAAUCGUCACUCCGGCAUCCAGCUGAUCCACCCACAGCCAGAGUUCCGGGAUCCCUUCAAGGUGUUCUGCGAUCAGGAGUACGAGGGUGGAGGCUGGAUUGUGAUCCAGAAUCGAUUCAAUGGAGAUGUGCACUUUUAUCGACGAUGGAGCGAGUACGAGCGUGGAUUUGGCAAUAUGAACGGGGAGUUUUGGCUGGGUUUGGGGAAGAUUCACGAACUGACUUACUCGAGACGGUACGAGUUGCACGUGAUUUUGGAGGAUUGGGAUGGAGUUCGGGCGGUUGCACGGUACAGUGACUUUUUGGUAGCUGGACCCGAGGAAGGGUUCAUGCUGAGGAGUUUGGGGAACUUUAGUGGAAGUGCUGGAGAUUCUUUGCGCAAUCACCUUGGCAUGAAGUUUACCACUUUUGAUGUAGAUAAUGAUGAACGUGCUGACAAUUGCGCUGUGGUUGUUUAUGGAGCCUGGUGGUAUAGGAAUUGUUAUCAGCACUCUGGAGUCCAGCUGAUCCACCCUCAACCAGGAUUUCGCGACCCGAUCGAGGUGUUCUGUGACCAGGAGUACGAGGGUGGAGGCUGGAUCGUCGUUCAGAACCGCUACGAUGGAUCGGUUCACUUCUACCGCGGUUGGAACGAUUACGAGCGUGGCUUUGGUGACUUGGAGGGGGAAAUGUGGCUGGGGUUGGGGAAGAUUCACGAACUGACUUACUCGAGACGGUACGAGCUGCAUGUGAUUGUGGAGGAUUGGGAUGGUGUUCGGGCGAUUGCUCGGUAUAGUUACUUUUUGGUAGCUGGACCUGAAGAAGGAUACAUGCUGAGGAAUUUGGGAAACUUUAGUGGAAGUGCUGGAGAUUCACUCACGAAUUAUGAUCUUGGUAUGAAGUUUAGCACUUUUGAUAACGACAACGAUUUGUAUGGGGGAAAUUGCGCUGUUCUUAUGUAUGGAGCUUGGUGGUACAAGAGUUGUGCUCACAGCAACUUGAAUGGACGGCACAUGCAAGGUACUUACAUGACGGGAAUGCUGUGGCCCUCGUUUAGAUCGGGCCACUACAGUCUUAAACGCUCCCGGAUGAUGAUUCGAGCUGUAGUUUGAAUUAAUUGCAAAUAAAUCCUAACCUUUCAG